Branchiostoma floridae (Florida lancelet) is the source of this 3141-nucleotide messenger RNA. RefSeq names its product Hermansky-Pudlak syndrome 1 protein homolog. Gene Ontology annotation, biological process: vesicle-mediated transport. Gene Ontology annotation, molecular function: guanyl-nucleotide exchange factor activity. Gene Ontology annotation, cellular component: BLOC-3 complex. Lineage: Eukaryota; Metazoa; Chordata; Leptocardii; Amphioxiformes; Branchiostomatidae. The coding region runs from base 167 to 2377 and encodes 736 amino acids. The record is from RefSeq and is a predicted model, not a curated record. The transcript has 16 exons.
UUAGGAUCAUCGCCAGUUACUCAGCGGAAUGGGCUGGCACGUGCUAUCUGAGUCACAUGACUUGUGUAUGUACUUUUGAUCACAUGAUCAACAACAUGGCUGCCGAAUGAAAACAAACUUCCAGUCUUCCUGAGUAAAUGACGAUGUCCCUUUUAUCGUGGCAAGAAUGAAGGGACUGGUUGUUAUAAAUCCUUUGCCAGACAUCGUGUUCUUCUGGGGAGACGUUGAAUUUACCACACACAUCAACCGUCUUGGAGCGAGAGAGGGUAUUGCCGAACAGAAUGGAAUUUCAGAUGAAGUGGACCAGAAUGCCCUGGUGCAGUUCUUCUCCCCACUGUUGGCAUCCCACCGUUUCCUGAAAGCAGAGUUGGACAACCCUUACAGUUCUAUCAGCUGUGAGAAUGGCUUCCUGUUUGUGCUCAGACAGUUUGGAGAGCACCUGCACAUAGCAGUGUGUGGAGAUGGUUCAGAGACAGAGGAGUUCCUGAAGAGAAAGCUGUAUGUCUUCCGAAGGCUUGCAGGGGUGCACUAUGGGCCAGUUAUUGAUGAGCUGCGACCAGACUCCUCCCAUGAUAGGAAGAAACGGUGGACUUACAUGAGCAGGUUGAUCAACACAUGGGCCCACCUGGCCUCCACAGAACAGAGCUUCCUGGUAGAGGCUGUAGAAAGGCUGAAUGUUAACCAGGCUCUGAAUGAGACCUGUAUAAACAUCCUGGAACAGGCCCUGAGUAAGGUGCGGUCAGGCGGGGACAAGCAUGCUGUACACGCCCUCCUGUUGGUCAACACCAAGCUGCUUGCACUCUACUCAAGUCGGAAUGCAUGUGAGCUGCAGGCUGCAGACAUCCUUGCCAUCACCCUGGUAGUGCGGACCUUGUUUCCCACAGGUGAUAGUCUGGAAGAACUGCUGUCCUUCACUCACACUCCAUCUACUCCACUCAGUGUCAGGAGGGUAACUGCAGAGCGUUCCCCAACUCCAUCAUCAACAGAUUACUACAGUCCCAGCUCCAGUGUGGAGGAAACAGAACAGGAGAAAUCAGAGGGUCAGGGGGACAGCAGCCCACAACCUGUGCCAAAUAGGGACCUGUUCCACACUCCCAUCAUUCCCCAUGAACAGGAUAGUUUCCACACCCCCGCAGCUGUCCAGGACAGUUUCUUCACUCCCCAUCAACCAACCCCAGCCAGCCAAAGAGCACAACAGCCAGAACAGAACCCGCUGCUGUUAUCUGCUUGUGAGGAGGCUUUGGAUGAGACAGCGGAGAGUAGUCAGGAGUACUUCCAUAUGCCUGCCUUCCUGCAGACUCCCCUCUGUACCCACUCCCCACACCUACUGCACUGUGUACCCAUCAUGCCUGGCACUGUGCUUGUCAUUGUCAGCGAGGUCCCAAAGAGCCAUCUAGCUGGGCAUAUCUGUCAGUGCCUGUUGACCUUGGUCACCACGGAGAUGCUGCAAGGGAAAACAGGAGGCUCCGCACGGGAUGGUGUUCAAGGGCGAAACCAGGUGGAAGUGUUGGAGGGGAACGUCAAGAGGGUCCUAGAUGCAACUCGUAAGAUGAAGGGUGGCCUUGAGCGGGUGCACAAGGACCUAGUGAACAGAUGGGACCUGGUCAGGAAAGGCGGAUUGUUGGAAUACAUGGACAGUACUGCUGCUAACCCUCCACCAAGAUUGGAAACAGCCCUGUCAGAGUUCACCAGGACACUAAAGGUGCUGUUCCGGCUGCUGUUCCUGACCUACAAGCCCCCUCAGGCAGCUGAGGACAAGCAGAGGGAAACCAUGGAUGCUGUGCAGGAGCUGGUCAGCAGGAAGAUCUCUGACUACAAGGACUACCUGUCAGUCAAGGCUCAGAGGAAUGUUACCAUGACUACCACGUAUCUGGAGGAUUUCCCUGGCCUCAUCCACUUCCUGUACAUAGACCGUUCCAUGGACCUGGUCAUUGCGCCAGCCAUCAAUGUAACAACACACCCGGAGCCUGGAUGCUUUGAUGCAACUGCAGUGCUGAAGGUGAAGGUUUGGGAAAUGGUACGACGGUGGCAGCAUUACCUACAGAACAGCUUUACCUCCUCUGUUGUGAGAGAUGGAGACUUCUGCUACUCCUACUUCCUAUGGUUUGAGGACCCUUCAGGAAACCCCCUAUCACCCCAGCAGCCAGUUAAGCAGGUACAGGGAGCACCUCCUGGUAUCCUGGCAGGGCACUAUUACAGAGAUCUUUGUUCUAGGUGCUUCCCCACCAUGCCAGUGGGUGCAGUGAACUGUUAUGAGUUGAUGUGCAUGCACGUUGGGGUGAUUCCAGCAGAGUUUGUGGCCUCACACUGUCGGAAGCUGGCAGCCAUGUUAUGGGAGACAUCAGGGGAGGCUCACUCGCCCAUCAGCCUACUAUAAAUGUGUCGCCAUGUGUCAUGAGGGAGAAUGUUGCAAUAGGACCAAUAUUGCCUCUAAUGUACAUUUCCCUACAGUAGAAUGACUCUGGUAAAAUGGCAGUGAAAUCUGAAUGCAGAAAAAUGUAUUACCAAAAUUCUUAUAUGAAGUAUUGAAAAGUGACAAUUCUUUACUAUGGGAAAAGAACAGGUGGUUGUUGGCAUGGUAAGCAUCUGAAUCAAAUAGUGCAAUAUAGGUCACCACAAUGAUCUCAGCUGGAUUUUUUACUCUUACUUCCUUCAGUUCACUCAGAUGUAGGAGGUUGUAAGCUGUUUGAAGCAGUUUUGACAGAAAACAUUUAGUGUAUAUAAGUGCCUGACAGCCUAAUAACAGGCCAUUUUGUAGCUUACUAUGUUCCUACUGAGGUGAAGGAAUCAGUUUUACAUUGUUGCAUAUUUUGGUGUUUUUAUCUAAAAGGUGUAAAUAAUGUUUAAGCCUUUGUUUCAAGUCUUUCACCUGUCCUAUUUACAGAAAAGGUGUUGGAAAGUAUUAGACUAUUUAUAGUAGUUAUCAUAAUAUACUGCAGACUGUCGAAAACUGGUAUAUUGAUUGAAGCAUUAAGUAAGUCAGUAAGAAUGGUAAUCUUGAUAAAAGGUCAGGGACAUUGCUUUCAAUCCUUGUAGGACAGAAAUGAUAAAAACAUGUUGUCUCCAAUUUAGGCCACAGCAAGUAAAUUUUAUGGAUGACAUCAGCGCGCGCAUUAAUUUUCGCCUGAUUCAGAAAAAAAA